Messenger RNA from Brassica napus (rape), 1103 nucleotides. Its product is annotated as ADP-ribosylation factor GTPase-activating protein AGD1-like. NCBI's taxonomy places the organism in Eukaryota, Viridiplantae, Streptophyta, Magnoliopsida, Brassicales, Brassicaceae. The record is from RefSeq and is a predicted model, not a curated record. The transcript is spliced from 7 exons. Gene Ontology annotation, molecular function: protein binding; GTPase activator activity. Gene Ontology annotation, cellular component: cytoplasm. The annotation marks the transcript as partial.
AAUUCACUUUGCCUUAAAUUCUCAAGUAGCAGAAGAGAAGAGGCGGGGAUAUUCGUUGGAAACCAAAAGUGUUUUCUAAUACUCUUGCCGUUCUAUAAAAACAUUAAAUUUAUAAAACUAAAUAUUUUUGUUUAUUUUUUUAUAAUUUAAUAAUAAAAAUUGUAGAUUUAUUAAAAAAUGAUGAGAUUUAUCAAAUUAUUAUCUUUUAAUAGUUUCUGACACGAUUAAGGAUUUUUAAAGUCAACUGCUUUGGAUUUGCUGGCUCUUAAAAAUUUAUUAUUAUUGAAAAGUGAAUACUUUGGACUCGCCUCAUGGAUGCCUCAUGCCUCUAAGAAAAUCAAAUUAGUCCCUUAAUGUGCAUAUUAAAUUGGAUGUUAUAAUAUAUAAUAUAAAUAUAAGAGUGGGAGCCAUGGAAUUGGUUUCAAAGGUUUUGUACACGAUCACCAACACCACCACAAGAAAGAGAAAGAGUAGUAAUUUGUUUUCUCCAUGGCACGAUCUUCUUCGAUUCCUUAUUUUGCUCACAUUUUACCACUUGUCAACCAACCCUAAGAAAAAAGAGUUUCCCAAUAAAAACAUUUAUUUCCUUAUAUAGCUCUCUCUCUCUCUCUCCGAUCGAGUCUCCGGUGGAAGACAGGAAAAGGAAGAAAAAAGAAGACGACGACGAGGGAGGAUGCAUUUCGCUAAGCUCGAUGAUUCCCCCAUGUUUCGUCAACAGAUGCAAUGUAUGGAAGAGAGUGCAGACUUGCUGGGGAUGCGAUGCUUAAGGUUCUACAAAGACUGCACAAAAUACACAGAGGGACUCGGAGAAGGGUAUGAUGGAGAUAUUGACUUUGUAAAUGCACUUGAAUCUUUCGGCGGUGGCCAUAAUGAUCCCAUCGGCGUUGCUUUUGGAGGUCCUGUAAUGACAAAGUUUACUGUUGCUCUUCGAGAAAUUGGGACAUACAAGGAAGUUCUUCGUUCCGAGGUAGAGCAUAUUCUGAAUGACCGGGAAGCACGUAAACGCUUUGACAAAGCCUCCAUUACAUACGACCAGGCACGAGAGAAAUUUCUGUCAUUAAGAAAGAGUACGCGACUGGAUGUGGCUGCAACAAUCCGAGGAG